This is a messenger RNA of Neopelma chrysocephalum (saffron-crested tyrant-manakin), 2642 nucleotides long. It is a transcript of the gene CTDSP1, whose product is annotated as CTD small phosphatase 1. The transcript has 7 exons. Lineage: Eukaryota; Metazoa; Chordata; Aves; Passeriformes; Pipridae. The record is from RefSeq and is a predicted model, not a curated record. Gene Ontology annotation, molecular function: RNA polymerase II CTD heptapeptide repeat phosphatase activity. Bases 144 to 920 code for a protein of 258 amino acids.
ACUCCAUGUUGUAACAAAGUUUCCUCCGCGGCGCCGCUCCCGCGCCCGCCGCCCCGCGCCGCCGCCGGCCCCCGCCCCGCCUCCCCCCCCCGGGGGCCGCGCCGGGGGGGGCCGCCCCCUCCCACCCCUCCUCCCCGGCGCCCAUGGAGCACCAGUCCAUCAUCGCCCAGGUUAGCAGGGAGGAGGGGAGCGCCCCGCUGCAGGAGAAAGGUACCCAGACACCUGCCAAGAAGCCUCGGAGCCGCAGCAUUCUCCAGUCCCUCUUCUGCUGCCUGUGCCGCGAUGACGGGGAGCCCUGCACCGGCACCACUGGCGCCCCACUGCUGGUGGAGGAGAAUGGGGCCCUGCCUAAGGCUGCUGUCAAACACCUCUUGCCUGAGAUCAAACCGCAGGAUGCCAGCAAGCUCUGUGUGGUCAUCGACCUGGAUGAGACACUGGUGCACAGCUCCUUCAAGCCGGUGAACAAUGCCGACUUCAUCAUUCCUGUGGAAAUCGAUGGCAUCAUGCACCAGGUGUACGUGCUCAAGCGGCCACACGUGGACGAGUUCCUGCAGCGCAUGGGUGAGCUCUUCGAGUGUGUGCUCUUCACCGCCAGCCUGGCCAAGUAUGCAGACCCCGUGGCUGACCUGCUGGAUAAAUGGGGGGCUUUCCGGGCACGACUUUUCCGGGAAUCCUGUGUCUUCCAUCGUGGCAACUACGUGAAGGACCUGAGCCGUCUGGGCCGUGACCUGCGCCGGAUCAUUAUUGUGGACAACUCGCCCGCAUCCUACAUCUUUCACCCUGAUAACGCUGUGCCAGUGGCUUCCUGGUUUGAUAACAUGGCAGACACGGAGCUGCUGGAUCUGCUGCCCUUCUUCGAGAGGCUCAGCAAGGUGGAGGAUGUGUAUGCAGUGCUCAAGAAGCAGCGGACUAACAGCUAAUGGCUCCUCCACCCUGCCGGCUGCUGCCGAGGGGCACCAGCGGGGGAGCCAGGUGCCUUAUUUUGGAGGAGAGGGGGGUCCCGGUGUGCCCCCCAUCAUCCUUGCCAGCCCCAGUGGGCGCAGGUGCCCUCCCCGCCUGCUGGUGGUGGGAGAUGUGGGUGCCACUGCCAGGGAGCUGAGUGUCCCCCUUCUCACAGAAAAAGGGGGCUAUGGGUGACCUGCUGCCUUGCUGAGGACCUGUUGGGGGGGGUCCCAUCCUCCCACACUGUCCAGGCCCUGCCCUCCCCCAACCUCUGUCCCCCUUCCCCAAAACGGUUCUCAGGUCCUUUUUCCCUCCAUGUCCCCCUGAGUGGGGUGGGGGGAUCAGCAGCUGCUGUUUUCCACUGCCUUUGGGGGGACUAGAUCCCUCCAUCCAGGCUCUGCCUGCUGAGAGCCUGGUGGCCCUUGGCCCCUGUCUGCAGGGGUUACAGGACAGUUCAACACUUUAUCACUCUACAAAAAUGGGGGAGUCUUAUUAUUGAUGCAUAAGGCUGCCACCAUACCCUUAACUCUGCCCUGGGUGCAGCUGAUCACCUCAUGGGGGGCAUGUCCUUGCCCAUCCUCGUGCCUUCUCCUGCCCCCCCACAUAGGGGGUGUGUUUUGGGGGAGCAGCCUGGCCUCAGGGCUGAGCCGCUGGGCACAAAUGCCCCCCAUGUGCCUUGAGACUCUGUGUCUCUGUGGCCCCCUUAGCCCUGCAAGGGCUGUGCCUGGGGGGGCUCUUAACUCCCCUUCUCCAACCUCAGUUUCUUCCCUUGUUGUGGAGACCUCCCCCCAUCUCCAGUUACACUGUGUUAGUGGGAGCCACUCCGGUCACCAACAAGGGGGUCCCCUCCCGCAUGGGGGGGGGCACACACCUCCUCCUCAUCCAUCUGCAGCUUUGCCAAAGGCUGCCGCUCCUAGGAGGGAUGGAACAUCUUACCAGCCUUAUUUCCCCCCCUAGCCUUGCCCCAGUCCCUCAACUGGGAUAGGGGUGGGGGGCACUGCAGCCUCCCUCCCUUCCCAUAGCCUGGGGUUACCCUUGACCCCCGUGGGGUUGGACUGGUGCCAGGGUGUCCCCCAGCCUUGAGGGGCUGGGGGCUCUCAGGGAGGGGUUUUAGCAGGGGGCUGAGCUCAACCAGGCCUUUUUUAACGUCACAAUACGGACAAUGCCUCAUAUCUUUUUAGAGGGAAAAACAAUGGUUUCCCAAAAAAUCAUGGGUGCCUUUUUAGCGCUGUGCCAGCAAAGGGAAUGGGGCAGUAUUUGGGGGGGUGGGUGUGAGGGGUUUUAGCUUUCCGGUGCUGUUCAGCCGGCUCCUGCCGGCGCUGCCCUUCCCCCGGUGCUGGGGGUAAGUGGGGGGCCCCCCAGCCCCGCCCACACCCCUGCCUGCACCCCUGCCCCUUGGCCAGGGGUGGGGUAGGGGGUGCUACAGCACACCCGCUGGAUCCCUGCCAGCCCCGGGCCUCAUCCUGCCCCUCCAGGAGGGUUGAACUCAGCACUUUACAUUAGACAAGUCAAACGGCACCAGCGCAGCUACUGCCCAGCGAGUACCUGUGGGUGCUGCAGCAUCCAAGGAGCGCAGCCCCUGUGCUGGGCACCCUUGGGGGGCCUGGGGGGUGCAGAGGCGGCACAGGGGGGCUGGGGAGGGCUGGGAUACCAGAUCCAAGUGCCUUCAUGUGAUUAAAGCUGUCAAACCAUCUUGGAAA